UUUUACUUUGAGCUAUACCGAAUAUUAAAUAAACAAAAUUUCCCAUGCUUUCGUUUUCUUUCCUCUAGUUUUCUUUUUCUAUCAAUAGAUAAAAAUGUUUCGAAGUAUAAUAAUUCUCAUUACAAUCUUCGUAAUCAUUAUAGCAGUUUCUUAUAAUUGGCUAUAUGAAUUUUAUACUGUUCUUGGAUAUAAUAGACCAAAUAUUAAACCUUAUGAAAAUGGAAAAUGCAGAAUAAUCAGAGGUGUUGAAGCUUGUGAAGAUAUUCAUAUUCAUCAUCGUACUGGGUAUGCUUUUAUGACUUGCGGAAACGAAAUUAAAAGAACUAAAGGUUAUUGGCCGCCACUUAGUACUUAUAAUUCCAAUAUUCAGACAAAAGAUACGCCUUAUAUUUACGAUAUCAAUAAUGAUAAACUCAUUCCACUUGUCUUGAAAAAUUUUCCUCUUGAAGAAGAUUUUGCAACUCAUGGAUUAGGAAUUUAUGAAGAUCCUGAAAAUGAAAAUAAAUUAUAUUUAUUUUUCGUAAAUCAUAAAAGAUCUGGAAGUUGUUUUGAAAUAUUUGAACAUACUUUACAUACAAAUGAAUUAAUUCAUUUAGAAACAAUUCAACAUAAAUUAAUAAAUACUCCAAAUGAUGUUGUUCCAGUUUCAAGACACGAAUUUUAUUUUACUAAUGAUCAUUAUAAUAACAAUCCUACAUAUAAACAUUUAGAACAUAUUUUGCCUCUUUCAUGGGCAAAUGUAGUAUUCCAUUCAUCAAUCACGAAUGAAACUAAAAUCGUUGCUGAAAUGCGGCUUCCUAAUGGAAUUACUUCGAAUUUGGAUAAUUCUCUUAUCUAUGUUGCCACAACAUUUGGUUAUGUUUUAGUAUAUGAAAGAAACAAGUAUAAUAACGAACUUGAAUUAAAGGAUAAAAUAUUCACAGGAUAUGCUACCGAUAAUCUUAGUGUUGAUGAAGAAACUGGUGAAAUUUAUUGUGCUAUCUUUCCAAAACCAUACAUGGUUGUAGCAGCUCAUGGCAAGGAACUAGGAUAUGCUCCUUUUGUACCGACUGGAAUAUUAAAAAUUAGUAAUAAUACUGAAAGGGAUAAUGAAAAAUACUCUCUUAAACCUAUUUUUGAAGAUGAUGGAUCUUUAUUUCAAUUAACAACGAUAGCCGCUGUAGAUAGAAAAAGAAACACUUUACUCCUUGGUUCUUUUCGUUCUAAAGGUAUUGUAAGAUGUAAUAGUUUAGAACCAUUAAUUUAAA
Molecule: messenger RNA, 1247 nt
Organism: Rhizophagus irregularis DAOM 181602=DAOM 197198
Lineage: Eukaryota; Fungi; Glomeromycota; Glomeromycetes; Glomerales; Glomeraceae
Molecular function (GO): arylesterase activity
Source: RefSeq, a predicted model, not a curated record